This is a messenger RNA of Hydatigera taeniaeformis, 270 nucleotides long. Lineage: Eukaryota; Metazoa; Platyhelminthes; Cestoda; Cyclophyllidea; Taeniidae. The record is from the annotation of a GenBank genome assembly.
AUGCCGCAUCAAAAAGCCGUAGUGAAAACUACUGACAUGCCGGAUGACAUGCAACAAUUUGUUGUGGAAGUUGCCUUUGCAGCAAUUAAAACAGGCGCUGAUAAUCAGGGCAUUGCUAGCUACGUCCGAGAUGCUGUGCGACGUGAGUAUCCAGGCAACUGGCACUGCAUAGUAGGCACCAAUUUUGGAAGUGAAGUGACUCAUGGGAAGCGCGGAUUGAUAUUCUUCAAGCUUGCUGAGCAUGGUGUCCUGCUUUUCCGGACAGUGUAG